This is a messenger RNA of Corapipo altera (White-ruffed manakin), 877 nucleotides long. It is a transcript of the gene PCBD1, whose product is annotated as pterin-4 alpha-carbinolamine dehydratase 1. Gene Ontology annotation, biological process: tetrahydrobiopterin biosynthetic process. The transcript is spliced from 4 exons. NCBI's taxonomy places the organism in Eukaryota, Metazoa, Chordata, Aves, Passeriformes, Pipridae. Gene Ontology annotation, molecular function: 4-alpha-hydroxytetrahydrobiopterin dehydratase activity. Bases 199 to 513 code for a protein of 104 amino acids. The record is from RefSeq and is a predicted model, not a curated record.
GCAUCCCCCGAGCCCCACGACCCUGUGGGGCCCCGCAGGCGGGUGCCCAGCGUUGGGAAGGCUCUGCUGGCCGGGGGAGGACCCGGAUCCCUCGCCACGCCUCCCGCCACCCCGGACACGCCGCGGCUGCCGCGGGCUCCGCACGCCGAGCAUCCCCCGACCCGCACCGGGCACGCAGGGCACGGACACGCGCGGGCCAUGGCAGGAAAAGCCCACAGGCUGAGCACGGAGGAGAGGGAGCAGCUGCUGCCAAACCUGAGAGCUGUGGGGUGGAAUGAGGUGGAAGGCAGAGACGCCAUCUUCAAGGAGUUCCACUUCAAGGACUUCAACCGGGCCUUUGGCUUCAUGACCAGAGUGGCUCUACAGGCAGAAAAACUGGAUCACCACCCUGAAUGGUUCAACGUGUACAAUAAGGUUCACAUCACCCUGAGCACCCACGAGUGUGGAGGGCUGUCGGAGCGGGACAUCAACCUGGCCAGCUUCAUCGAGCAGGUUGCAGCUUCCCUCUCCUGACUGGAGAGACAGGAAGCCAAAAAGCCACUGUGCCACUGCCACCACCCGUGUCUAGACAGCUGCCCCCAGAGCCUUGUCCUGCUUCCAAGCUACAUCCUGGGAUGCAGACUGCCUGACACCUCACUCAUCCCCCCUGCCCCAGCUCACUUGGAUGGAGGCCCUGCUCAGGGUGCACAUACUGAGCUUGCAGAUUCUGCCCUUAAAACCUUCCUUAGCCACGUGCUCCCAGCCCAAGUGCUGAGCCUUUCACCAGGAAUCAGUCAUAUCACAGAAACACAGACCGGUUUGGGUUGGAAGGGACCUUAAAGAUCAUCUCAUUCCAACCCCUGCCAUUAGCAGGGACACCUUCCACUAGCCCAGGUUG